AUGGCGAUACUAGAAUUCUUGAGGAGGCAGACAGCGCCCCAGAAUACUGGAGGGAGUCCUAGUGAUAAUAAUGAGCAUACUGCCACGACUCAGCAUCCCACGGAAGUUGUUCAAUCGGCUGCAACUAUGACUACGACACAGAGUCAACUGGGGGCGACGCUCCUCAGUGGAGCCGCAACAACGGCGACAGCAUCUACGGCGUUAAUAACAAGUCCCACGGCUACCUCUACCUCGAGCUCUACCACUACCACUGCGGCAGCCAGUCACUCAGGCGGAGAGUCAAUAACCACAAAGCUAGCUAUCGCUCUUCCUAUAGCCAUCGUCGGCGCUUUGGCAAUCACGGCUAUAGUAUUCUUCCUCAUCCGUCGUCGUCGCCGCAAGCAACGUGGUGCAGUCCCCACAUCACCAACCUACGACACAGACGAAAGAGAAAUCAUCUCAACUACACAGAUACUGUCCGGCCCGCCCAUGUCCCAGAUCAUGGAUGUUCCAGCAAUUCGAGAUAGUGAGGUGUCGGCGGGACAGAUGGCAGCGCAUGAGUCUCAUUCGGAGAUGGGCUAUGGGGUGACGGUUUCGAGGGAUCAGAGGCCCAAUGCGACGGAGCAGACUUCGCCAGCGAAUGCGGUAGGAUCGCAGAUACGUUUGCCUUCUGAAAAUCAUGGGGCCGCUGAUGAUGAUCUGGUUUCGGUUGUUUCUGAUGAGCACCGUGCUCAUGGGCAUGAUUAUGAUGAUAUGUCUUCGGUGUCGUCCUUUGAUGGAAGUAGCCCUAGGCCGAACGACCAUCAACAUCCGUUCCGAUGA
Molecule: messenger RNA, 801 nt
Organism: Penicillium pulvis
Lineage: Eukaryota; Fungi; Ascomycota; Eurotiomycetes; Eurotiales; Aspergillaceae
Exons: 1
Coding region: 1-801 (266 amino acids)
Source: RefSeq, a predicted model, not a curated record